Olea europaea var. sylvestris is the source of this 1171-nucleotide messenger RNA. Its product is annotated as aquaporin PIP2-1-like. The coding region runs from base 95 to 937 and encodes 280 amino acids. Lineage: Eukaryota; Viridiplantae; Streptophyta; Magnoliopsida; Lamiales; Oleaceae. The transcript has 4 exons. Gene Ontology annotation, biological process: transmembrane transport. The record is from RefSeq and is a predicted model, not a curated record. Gene Ontology annotation, molecular function: water channel activity. Gene Ontology annotation, cellular component: plasma membrane.
UCACUUCCAGCACCUCUCAUCAUCAGCAGAAAACGUACGUCUCUUUGUACAUUCAAGAACUCAACAAACACGUUUUCUCUUUGAUUCAGUGCAAAUGGGCAAGGACAUUGAGGUUGGCGCCGAAUACACCACCAAGGACUACCAAGAUCCGCCACCGGCUCCGCUGAUUGACCCGGAGGAGCUAACCAAGUGGUCGUUCUACAGGGCCAUUAUAGCUGAAUUCAUCGCCACGCUCUUGUUCCUGUACAUAACUGUUCUGACUGUGAUUGGGUACAAGAGCGAAAGCGCCGCCGAUAAAUGCGGCGGCGUCGGGAUUCUUGGCAUAGCUUGGGCUUUUGGUGGCAUGAUUUUUGUCCUCGUUUACUGCACUGCUGGCAUUUCCGGAGGGCACAUCAACCCGGCAGUGACAUUAGGCCUAUUCUUGGCCCGUAAGGUGUCACUGGUUCGGGCUAUCAUGUACAUGGUGGCGCAAUGUUUAGGUGCCAUUUGCGGUUGCGGCUUGGUAAAGGCAUUCCAGAAGUCUUACUAUGUAAAAUUCGGCGGCGGUGCCAAUGAACUGGCGGAUGGGUACAGUAACGGCACCGGAUUGGCGGCGGAGAUCAUUGGCACAUUCGUCCUUGUUUACACCGUAUUCUCUGCCACUGACCCCAAGAGAAAUGCUAGAGACUCCCACGUACCUGUUUUGGCACCUCUUCCAAUUGGAUUUGCAGUGUUCAUGGUUCAUUUAGCCACAAUCCCAAUUACCGGCACGGGUAUCAACCCGGCCCGAAGUUUAGGAGCUGCUGUUAUCUAUGGCAAAGACAAGGCCUGGGAUGAUCAAUGGAUUUUCUGGGUGGGACCAUUCAUUGGGGCAGCCAUUGCUGCAUUUUACUACCAGUAUAUUCUGAGGGCAGGAGCUGUAAAAGCUCUGGGAUCAUUCAGGAGCACUGCUCAUUGAGAAUCAGCAUCAGCAUCAGCAUCAGCAUAUUCAAGAGGAAUUUGAUUCCAUGGAGAAAUUGUAAAUAAGCAUGAAAAGCGGUCUCGGGCCCUUGUUUUAGAAACUGGUCCCUACUCUAUUUUCCGUCUACUCUUUUUUUCUUUUUCUUUUUUUCGGUUGCUGGCCUCUCUUUUCUGUUUGUGAGUCGUGGUGUUCUUAGCAUUUAAAAUAAUAAAGUUAUCCUUUUUAAUGUUA